Messenger RNA from Pseudopodoces humilis (Tibetan ground-tit), 3274 nucleotides. RefSeq names its product pantothenate kinase 2 (gene PANK2). Lineage: Eukaryota; Metazoa; Chordata; Aves; Passeriformes; Paridae. Gene Ontology annotation, molecular function: ATP binding; pantothenate kinase activity. The record is from RefSeq and is a predicted model, not a curated record. Gene Ontology annotation, biological process: coenzyme A biosynthetic process. Gene Ontology annotation, cellular component: nucleus; cytosol.
AUGUUGAUUGCUGAUCCUUCAGAGGAAGCCCAUAGGCCAGCGCUGCCGCAUAUCGGCCCGCCUCACCCGGGCGCACGCUUCCGAUUGGGCAGCUUGUCACUCUACGCGGCCGAGAGCAGGAGGCGGGCCCGGCUCUCCGCUACCGCGCAAUACUGGUCUCCCAUUGGCGCAUCCUGCUGUCGCUCCGCGCCGCGGGGGGCGCGGAUUGGCGGCCGCCUCACAGGGUGUCCCGCCCCGCGGGGCCGUGCGGCGCAGGCGCGCCGGGGGCGGUGGCUGCGGCGGUGGCGGCUGAGCGGGGCCGGAGCGGGGCCGGGCGGCCCAUGGGGCCGGGCCGCGCUGCCGAUGGAGCCGCCGCGCAGCUGUGGCGAUGGCGCGGAGGACGAGAAGAAGCCGCGGCGGCGGGGCGGCGGUGUGGACGCCGGGCCCUCCCAGCUGCGGCGGCGGAGCAGCGGCGGUGCGGCGGGCGCGGACAGCGCGGCGGGCCCGCAGCCCCGUGAACGCGGCGGGUCCGUGAGCCGGCAGCGGCGGGACUCGGUCCGCAAGAACCGCCCGCUCUUUCCCUGGUUUGGCUUGGACAUCGGAGGGACCUUGGUCAAACUGGUUUAUUUUGAACCCAAAGACAUCACGGCCGAAGAGGAAGAGGAAGAAGUGGAAAACCUCAAAAGCAUCCGCAAAUACCUGACAUCAAACGUAGCCUAUGGCUCCACAGGCAUUCGGGAUGUGCACCUUGAGCUCAAGGACCUUACCCUGUGUGGACGUAAAGGCAAUCUGCACUUUAUACGCUUUCCUACUCAUGACAUGCCUGCUUUUAUCCAAAUGGGAAGCGAAAAGCACUUCUCAAGCCUCCAUACUACCUUAUGUGCCACGGGAGGUGGAGCGUACAAAUUUGAGCAGGACUUUCGCACAAUGGGUGACCUUGAGCUUUGUAAGCUUGAUGAGCUGGAUUGCCUUGUUAAAGGAGUGCUGUACAUCGAUUCUGUGGGCUUCAAUGGACACUCCGAGUGUUACUAUUUUGAGAACCCGACGGAUGCUGAGAGGUGCCAGAAGCUCCCGUUCAACCUGGAGAAUCCCUAUCCUCUCCUCCUGGUGAACAUCGGCUCAGGGGUCAGCAUUUUGGCUGUCUAUUCCAAAGACAACUAUAAACGGGUAACAGGCACCAGCCUUGGAGGGGGAACCUUCUUUGGCCUCUGCUGCCUUCUGACGGGCUGCUCCACGUUUGAGGAGGCACUGGAGAUGGCAUCCCACGGGGACAGCACCAAGGUGGACAAACUGGUGAGGGACAUCUAUGGAGGAGACUAUGAACGCUUCGGGCUGCCAGGCUGGGCUGUGGCAUCCAGCUUUGGAAACAUGAUGAGCAAGGAGAAGAGGGAAUCUGUCAGCAAGGAGGACCUGGCCAGGGCCACUUUAAUCACCAUCACCAACAACAUCGGCUCCAUAGCGCGGAUGUGUGCCCUUAACGAGAACAUCAACCGUGUGGUGUUCGUGGGCAACUUCCUUCGGAUCAACACCAUCUCCAUGAGGCUCCUGGCCUAUGCCCUGGACUACUGGUCAAAGGGACAAUUAAAAGCACUUUUCUUGGAACAUGAGGGUUACUUUGGCUCUGUCGGCGCUCUCCUGGGACUCCUGGACUCAGCCUGACCCUGUGCAGGAUCUCUGUUGGACCUAUGGAUUCAGGGCACUCCCUGGGUCACUGAGCCCAUGUUUUGUGUGACAGCCCCCACUGAGCCUGUUCCACUGGGGUGGCCUGUGGGGACAGCGUGGGGAUGGGUGUCUCUAAGAGCUGAAAUCCAUCUGGGAUUACAGUGCAGGUUUGUUCCAAAGGAUGUGAUUGGAAUACACUGGCUGGAUGUGGGGGUGUAUGGGAAGGUCUGUGGGGCAUUUCAGUCACAUGGAAUUGCUUUUUACUUUUUACUCUGUGUUUAAUGAUGGUGACAAAGCAGAGCAGGGGCACUCUGCUCUUUCCAUUGGGAUCCCUUGGAGUGCCGAGUGCCCAGGUCAGUUCUGUCUUUGCAAUCAGAGGUUCUCCAUGUGCUGGAAAAUGGUCUGGGAAGGGGGAAGAGCAUCAGCACAGCCCUCGUGUGUGUAACUAACUCCAUAUGGCUCACUGGAUCCACACUGGGACACAGCUGUGCUGGCAGCCAGGCUUUAUCCCUGUCCCACAUGUCCUUAUCUCCGUCCUAGGGACGGCAGGUCCAGCACAGCACGGAUCUGUGCCUCAGGGUGAGUCCCAUUUCAGCCUCCAGCACUCCUGCACAGUCCUCAGCACCCUUGGGGAUGCUGUCAGGGGUGUCAGUCAGCCUCCAGCCUUGAGAUCUAAAUUUGAGGAUGGAAUAAGGAUAUUCAUUGUUUGUCUGGGGUUUUCUCUCUGUUAGCAAACUCCACCAAAGAGACACUUCCUUCAGUCACACUUGGAUCUCUGUAAUAUUCCAUGUUACAUUUAUUAAUGGCUACACUCCUGUCAUUUUGGGGGAGUUCUCCCCUUGCCAUGCAUGCUGUACUCGCUUUUCCCUGUGCAUGCUGCCACACAGCCUGCGAGCAGGAUACUGCUGUGGAGCCCCUGUGGAAGUUGCACCCUCGGGAUGGGGUUUGGAGUGGAUCCUGCACGCUCAAUAAACGCUCUCUAAAAGCAACGAGGUAUCUGCACCUUCCCUCGGGGUGUGAGCUGAUGGAGACACAGCUCUGGAAGUGCUCUGGCUUCCCAGCAAGCAGCUCCAUGGAGCAUAGGGAAAGCUCUUCAGAUCCUUCACAUCAGGUCAUGGUGUCAGGGUUUAUCCCAGGAUAUCAGAAUGACCCUGACCCUAACGCACCCUUCCAGUCCUGGUUUCUUCCCAGAGAAACCAAUUCCCAUCUCUCUGAUCUCCUUGUUUAGCCUGGCUGGAAGUGCUGGACAGCCCCGAGCCCUUCCCUGGCUGUUGCUGUAUCCUGAGAUCUUGUGUGGCACCUCCCUCUGACAAGGGAGGAAUCUACAGAGUCACAGGGUGUGACCCAGCUUUGUCUCUGUUUGUCUCUGGAUUUCAGCUGGUGACAACCUGUGAGGUGGGAUUCUGGGCACAGCCCAGGGAUUGGAUCACAGUAAAAUCAGGGAAAAGAACACUGGGCUCAUGUGGAAGGUGAUCUGUGCUGGCUGGGGAAGAAAAUGUUUGUUUUUCCUGCAUCAAGUUCCAGUUGUGUCCUGCUCUGUGUUCCACAAGAGGUACUGGAGAGGUGAGGGCUGGGAGCAGGAUGGUACAGCUCAGGGAAUGGUUUGGGUUGGAAGGGACCUCAAAGCCCCUCU